GGCAGUACAGCGCAGCGGUGCGGGAUGGAGGCGGGUGCGGGGGACUCUGGCGCCCACCUGGCCGCGCUGGUGCUGGCGCGGGGCGGCAGCAAGGGGAUCCCGCUGAAGAACAUCAAGCUGCUGGCGGGGGUGCCGCUCAUCGGCUGGGUGCUGCGCGCCGCCAGCGACGCCGGCGUCUUCCACAGUAUAUGGGUUUCUACAGACCAUGAUGAAAUUGAGAAGGUUGCAAAGCAGUUUGGCGCUCAAGUUCAUCGCAGAAGCCCUGAAGUAUCUCAAGACUCCUCAACUUCUCUAGAAGCUAUCAGAGAGUUUCUUAAUCAUCAUCAUGAGGUUGAUAUUGUAGGAAACAUUCAAGCAACGUCUCCAUGUUUACAUCCCAGCGAUCUUAUAAAAGUGGCAGAUCUGAUCCAGAAAGAGGGGUUUGAUUCUGUCUUCUCUGUUGUGAGACGGCAUCAAUUUAGAUGGAGCGAGGUAAAAAAAGGAGAAAACAAAAUGACAGAGCCCCAAAACCUAAAUCCAGCAAAACGGUACCGGAGGCAAGAUUGGCCUGGGGAGCUGUAUGAAAAUGGCUCAUUUUAUUUUGCCAGGAGACAUUUGAUUGAGAAAGGCUAUUUGCAGGGUGGUAAAAUGGCCUACUAUGAAAUGCGUGCAGAGCACAGUGUGGACAUUGAUAUUGACAUUGACUGGCCUAUUGCAGAGCAGAGAGUAUUGAGCUUUGGAUAUUUUGGCAAAGAACCAUUAAAAGAAGUGAAGCUUUUGGUUUGCAAUGUUGAUGGGUGCCUGACAAAUGGUCGCAUUUAUGUGACAGAAGAUCAGAAGGAAAUGGUCUCCUACGAUUAUAGAGAUAUUGUUGGUAUAGAUCUACUGAAGAAAAGAGGAAUACAGGUUCGACUCAUCUCUGAGAGAGAUUGUUCAAAAACACUGUCAGCCAUGAAGCUUGGAUGUAUAGCAAAAGUUAGUGUGACAAAUAAGUUGAAAGUCCUGGAGGACUGGCAAAAAGACAUGGGUUUGAGCAGGAAAGAAGUUGCUUACUUAGGAAACGAAGAGUCUGAUGUGGAGUGCCUGAAGAAAGCUGGCAUGAGUGGUGUGCCUGCUGAUGCUUGUGCCCUUGCUCAGAAGGCUGCUGGCUACAUCUGUAAAAGCAGUGGUGGCUGUGGAGCUGUCCGGGAGUUUGCAGAACAUAUUUUCUUGUUGUUAGAAAAAGUGAACUCUGCAAGAAAGCAAAUGGAAGAAGUGAGUGCAGCAGGAAAGGAAGCAUGAGGGAAAUGAGAACAGUGGGAGGGGAAAUAAGGAACUAAUGACAAAAGAGUGACACAGCAGGUCAAUCCUGCUUCUUCAUCUCUUCCUCUCUCAAUAAGUCUGUAUUCCAAAAGAAGGCUUAUCUUUCAAGUUUCACAUUGCAGUAGAGUUAAAAAGAUGUUUCCCUGUAUUUUAAGGUCCCACUUUAAGUGCUAAUACUCAUGAUUGUAUGCUGAUAAUCAUGAUCAUACUCAUGAUUAUUUUAAAAGCCAGGUUAAGUGCAAUGGAAGGAAUGCUACAAAAGGUAGCAUCCUGUAAAUAUCUUAAUCAUUACACCUGUCAUGAUGUGUCUUCAUUUCAUAAUCUAAAUAUAUUCAGGGAUCAGUGAUUUUGCAUGACUUGAGGAUUUAAUUUCAGACUUUAAAAACAAAAUGUAAUUGUUUUUUAUUUUGUUUACAUUUCCUAUAUAGAUGCCAAUAUGAUGUUGUAGUUGUCUGUGGGCUUUUUACAGGAUUUGUCCCUAAUAAGGGUGAUUUUAGCAUAUGCUUUAGAGGUUGGGUGUAAAAUUACUAUCAAACUUCUUUCUAUAUUUUUAAAAGACAGCUCAGUUACUGUAAAACAAGUGAAUAUUAGUUAAGAAAUGCACUUAAGCAUGUGUUCAAUUUUAAAAUCAUAAAUAAUUUAAUGGCAUUUGGGAUUGUGCCUCUUAUCUUUGAAUCUGUUAAUGUUGGGUUUUAUUGGAGAGUUUAAAUUACCAUACCCAAAUGCCUUGCCAACUUUGAGUCCAAUUUCCCAUUCAGUUUGAGGUCUUUCCUUAGCAGAAACUUGUUUUCUUUCUAUGAAGACUUUAUUAGAUCAUUAAUGAGUAAAGAAGGAAACUAAUUCUUUUAAAAGUUCUCGUUUCUCAUAUGAGAAAGUAACUGCUGUUAAAAAAAAAAACCAAAACAUCAAAACCAAAACACAACCAAAAUGUAGCUGUUGAUUUUGGGUUUAUGUAAAAUAAAUAUUCAAACUAUUUUUAGCAUGUUAAUUUAAAGCUGGCAUGUAUGUAUGUAUGUUUAUAUUUAUGAAAAAUAAGGCUUUUACCAUGUCUUGAUUUAAAGAACUCAGUAUCAGUAAAAAUGUCUAGAACUGACAAUAAAAAUAUGCAUCAGCUUUCAACCCUAGUAUUUAUCAAGGAGUUAAGGUUUGCUUUGGUUUCUGAUAAAAAAAUAAAAAGUACCUGUGGUGUACAGGCAGUUAUUACUGACAUAAAUAGUAGUGGCUUGUGAUGUUGUUUCUUGGCAAAGUAGACACUCCCGAUAUACUACCACUUGAUACUGCCCUCUGUUGGUUAAUUACAUGUUUACUUCCUCUUUUCAAGGCAAAAUUUUAAACUUGAUUUUUUUUUUACCCCCUAUCUGCAGUAGCAAGGUUGAGAGGUGAAUAGCUCAUUGUACUAACCAACCAAAGUUAUCAUAUAUUUUAUUUUAGUGACGUUUUAGCAUACUAAAAGCAUACAGGAGAACCACAUUUUGGACAGAACUAUGGACUUCGGUAUAGCUAGAAGAAUUAUUUUUGUUGUAUAGACUGUGUGGUAAAGCUUUCUAAGUCCAGACUGGAUGAGCAACUCAGGUUUGAUAAUGCCAUACAGUUUUUGGUUAUUUCACGUUAUCAUCAUCAAGUAACUUGCUGACUUUGGUUUCAAGACCAGUUUUCUGUGAGAAGAUAGCUUUAAACAAGCUGACUGGUGAACUUGAUGCUCAUUCUUUUUAUGUUAGAGAAAACAAAAAUAUAGUUAAUGUGAUUUUAUGAAACUGUAAAAAGUAAACUAAAUAACAAUAAUAAUAAUUUAUCAGGUUUUAUAAAAAAACCCUGACAUUUGAAAUAAACAAGUUUUUUG
Molecule: messenger RNA, 3121 nt
Organism: Calypte anna (Anna's hummingbird)
Lineage: Eukaryota; Metazoa; Chordata; Aves; Apodiformes; Trochilidae
Gene: CMAS
Product: cytidine monophosphate N-acetylneuraminic acid synthetase
Exons: 8
Coding region: 25-1260 (411 amino acids)
Molecular function (GO): N-acylneuraminate cytidylyltransferase activity
Source: RefSeq, a predicted model, not a curated record